ACACAAUCAAAGGGUGCUUUUGCCAAAGCAAACCAUGGCAUCGCCUUCCAAGGCUUUCUCUGCAACAACAUUGUUGCUUUUGGCUGUUAUUAUAAUGUUAUUAUUGCCUGAAUGCCAUGCAGACCAUCCUGUCAAAAAGACAAGCUCGAUUCACCAUGUCGUGAGAAGGGUUGGCAAUUCUGUAGUUUCUCUUAAGCAUAAGGGACGACCACCAUUCAAGCCUGGCCCAUGGAAGCAGGGUCAUGCCACCUUCUACGAGGGUGGCUCAGGGACAUUUGGGGGAGCUUGUGGCUAUGAUGAUGUAGUGAAAAUGGGGUACGGCCUAAACACGGCGGCAUUGAGCGCAGCUUUGUUCAACAACGGGCAGAAAUGCGGCGCUUGCUUUGAGAUCAAAUGUGUAGAUUCCCCUGUAUGGUGCAAACCAGGGCAGCCUUCUUUGAUCGUGACCGCCACAGACAGUUGUCCACCUAAUUACGAUCUUCCCAACGACAAUGGAGGAUGGUGCAACCCACCCCGCGAGCAUUUCGACUUAGCCAAGCCUGCUUUCGGUCAAAUUGCUGAGUAUCAAGGUGGCGUUGUCCCUGUCCAAUACCGCAGGGUACCAUGCAAAAAGCAAGGAGGUAUUCGUUUCACAAUAACAGGCAACCCUUACUUCAACCUGGUGUCGGUAUGGAACGUGGGAGGAGCCGGGGAUGUUGUAAGCGUGCAUGUACUGAAGGGUGAUAACAAGCAGAAAUGGAUACCAUUGAAGAGAAACUGGGGUCAGAAAUGGCAGAUCGACGCCAAGUUAGUCGGGAAAGAACUUUCCUUCCGAGUUAGAACAAGCGAUGGGAAAACUUCAACCUCAUGGCAUGUCGCUCCCAAGAACUGGCAAUUUGAUCAGACUUUUGUGGGUAGUAAAAACUUCCGAGGAUUGCCUUGAAACCUAGGAUUUUUAUAUCAAAAGUAACUAGUAAUACUGCUGAAACCAAAAGCUGUAUGUCAACUCACAGAUAUAUAUACAUGGAAACGAUCCCAGUUGGGAUGAUUUAGUAUCAUCAUCAAGUA
Theobroma umbraticum is the source of this 1047-nucleotide messenger RNA. RefSeq names its product expansin-A9-like. Lineage: Eukaryota; Viridiplantae; Streptophyta; Magnoliopsida; Malvales; Malvaceae. Gene Ontology annotation, cellular component: extracellular region. The record is from RefSeq and is a predicted model, not a curated record. Gene Ontology annotation, biological process: plant-type cell wall organization.